This is a messenger RNA of Monoraphidium neglectum, 501 nucleotides long. Its product is annotated as Dynein heavy chain 3, axonemal. Gene Ontology annotation, biological process: microtubule-based movement. NCBI's taxonomy places the organism in Eukaryota, Viridiplantae, Chlorophyta, Chlorophyceae, Sphaeropleales, Selenastraceae. The transcript is spliced from 3 exons. Gene Ontology annotation, cellular component: dynein complex. The record is from RefSeq and is a predicted model, not a curated record. Gene Ontology annotation, molecular function: dynein intermediate chain binding; minus-end-directed microtubule motor activity; dynein light intermediate chain binding. Bases 1 to 501 code for a protein of 166 amino acids.
AUGUGCACCCCCGCCAUCAACUUCGUGUACAGGUCGCUGUUUGAGAAAGACAAGGUGCUGUUUGCCCUGCUGCUGUCCACCAAAGUCAAGAUCGACGCGGGCGCCCUUGACUCAGCCCACUUGCGUUUCCUCCUGACCGGCGGCCUGGCGGUCGGCGGCCCGCAGCACCCCAACCCCGCGCCCGGGUGGAUCAGCUCCAAAAUGUGGGGCGAGGCCUGCAGGGCCGAGGGCCUGGGGCCGCUGUGGCAGGGCCUCGCGGCGCAUAUGACGGAGAACGUGUCUACGUGGAAGGCCGUAUAUGACUCGCCGGCGCCCCAGGACGCGGCGCUGCCUGAGCCGUGGGACUCGGGCCUGGACGCCUUCCAGCGCCUGCUGCUGCUCAGGCGAGCGCGCGCACGUCUGCUGCCGCCGCCGAGCGCGGUUCCACCUGCUGAUCAUCUGCUUGCCACGCCUGUCGUCCUGUCGGUGCGGCUGUGUGAGCUCUCCAAGUUUCAGUCCUGA